GCGCAUUGUGUGUUGGUGGGGGGGGGGCUGCUCACGAGCCGGAAGCGUUCUCUCCCGGGUGGCAUUUUCUUCCUGUGUGAGGCUGGUGUGCGUUCCUGCUGCGGCUGUUUCUGUGCCGGGGUUAACAAUCAAAAUGGUACAUGCUGAAGCCUUUUCUCGACCCUUAAGCCGGAACGAAGUUGUUGGUCUAAUUUUCCGUUUGACAAUAUUUGGUGCAGUAACAUACUUUACUAUCAAAUGGAUGGUAGAUGCAAUUGAUCCAACCAGAAAGCAGAAAGUAGAAGCUCAGAAACAGGCAGAAAAGCUAAUGAAGCAAAUUGGUGUGAAAAACGUGAAGCUUUCAGAGUAUGAAAUGAGUAUUGCUGCUCACCUAGUAGACCCUCUUAAUAUGCAUGUUACUUGGAGUGAUAUAGCAGGUUUAGAUGAUGUUAUUACAGAUCUGAAAGAUACAGUCAUCUUACCUAUCAAAAAAAAACAUUUGUUUGAGAAUUCUAGGCUUCUGCAGCCUCCCAAAGGUGUUCUUCUGUAUGGGCCUCCAGGCUGUGGUAAAACAUUGAUUGCUAAGGCUACAGCCAAAGAAGCUGGCUGUCGAUUUAUUAACCUUCAGCCUUCAACACUGACUGAUAAGUGGUAUGGAGAAUCUCAGAAAUUGGCUGCUGCUGUGUUCUCCCUUGCCAUAAAGUUACAGCCUUCCAUCAUCUUUAUAGAUGAAAUAGACUCCUUUCUACGAAACCGAUCAAGCUCUGACCAUGAAGCUACAGCCAUGAUGAAAGCACAGUUUAUGAGUCUCUGGGAUGGAUUGGAUACUGAUCACAGUUGCCAGGUCAUAGUGAUGGGAGCGACUAAUCGUCCUCAGGACCUUGACUCUGCUAUAAUGAGAAGAAUGCCUACAAGAUUCCAUAUCAACCAGCCUGCACUAAAACAAAGAGAAGCAAUCUUGAAGCUCAUUUUGAAAAAUGAAAAUGUGGACAGGCAUGUAGACCUGCUAGAAGUUGCUCAAGAAACUGAUGGGUUUUCAGGAAGUGAUCUGAAAGAAAUGUGUCGAGAUGCUGCCCUCCUCUGUGUCAGGGAAUAUGUUAAUUCUACAUCAGAAGAAAGACAUGAUGAAGAUGAAAUCCGGCCUGUGCAACAGCAAGACCUGCAUCGGGCAAUUGAAAAGAUGAAGAAAUCAAAGGAUGCAGCAUUUCAGAAUGUUUUAACACAUGUGUGUUUAGAUUAAGAGUAAAGAUCAUUUGUAUAGUUCAGUGAUCUAGUUUGUUGUGCCCUCUUAUCAGUUAGCAGAAGUAGAGUGGAAGGAGUAUUCUUAAAAGAGUGAGAGUGUCCUAUGUUUAUGGUUUUAUACUCUGAAUUCUAAGUUAUUGAGAUAUAGUUAUAUAAGUGGUAUUACUACUUGUCAAAAAUCAUGAAGAGGAACAAUUUAAUCUAGCCCAAGUGUGGGUGCUUGUGUUUGACCUCUUUAGCCAUAUGUUGUCACAGCCUUAUAGAAUCUAAGCUGGUCUUAAAGGAAUAAAUGACUUGUUCAGUCAUUGGUGAGAAGUGGGGAUGUGGUGAGGUGCUGGUUCUAGACAUGUGUGUCUGUGUAUGUAUGUGUGUAUGUAUGUGUGUACAUUAAGUGUAUAUUGCCCACACAUUUUUUUAUUGACAUUCUGUAGAUAUGUUUGAAUACAGAAACCUUUUUUUACCCCAACCACUGAAUGCAAAACUACCAAAUAGUAUAUAGCAAAACUACAAUUUAAGGUUGUAUCGUAACAGGUACAGUGAUUCAGCCAUUUCUAGUUGUCAUUUGUUUUAGCCUUUUCUAAGUUGAGUGUUUUUCAGUCUGCAAUUGAUUAGUUGAAUCAGGGACAUCUGAAUAUAUAUGUGGCUUAAUUAUAAUGGUUAUAAGUAUAAUCACAUAAAAAUACUUGUUUAGGCAGAUGUGUGACCAGCGCUGAUUUCACCUCCUUCUGCAAGCACAUUAAGAAGACUUUUUAAACGAUGUUAUAUUGAUUUACAUGAAGGUGGAUUGAAAGCCUUUUAAAAGAAUGGGUUUGAAAAACUUCACCUUUUAAGAUGUGUACAUGACUGUCUUUCCUUCUUUUAAUUUAAUAGUUCUGUUGUAACCAUGUCUUUAAAAUGCCAUUGAAAGUUAUAUGUUUUGUAAAUUAUGGUCAAAUAUAAUUUGGUCACCAAAAAUUAAAUAAUAAUUUAAGUACCUGUUACUAAAUGUACUAAAAAUACUCAUUUUGUAACUUUAAUUUAAAAAAAUGUUCUCAGCUUAUUAUAAAUUGUGACCUCUUUAAGUACAAAAGUACAGAUCAAAAUUCACAUAUGUGUAGUCAUUUGAUGUUAUGUGUUCUACAUAUGAAACAUUGUCUUGUUUCAAAUUCUACUAUCCAGAAUUGUGUUACAGGCACCUAAACACACAGCAUGAGGAAAAUGGCACAACACAAUCUUAAGGUGCCUUCUGAAUCAUCAGAAAUACUGUUUCAGAUGCUUUCAUUUUUGUUAUAUUUAUUUGAAAACUCCAUCUUUGUUCAUGAGUUAUUGUAUUAACUUAGUUUCUCUAAAAAUGCUUCUCACAGAAACCUAUUGGAUAGUUUAUUCAUUCACUUGUACUUUGAUGGGGGAGAGUUUACAGGACAAUACUUUGCAUAGCAAAAAGCAAGUUAUGAAGGGUGAAGAUGAUGAAAAAAUGAAUGCAAAAUACAAGAUACCAAAAAUUUAAAAAUUGUCCCAUUUCUAAUAAUUAUACUACUAUUUUAUAAAUUUAUAAUAAAAGGGGUCCUACUUUGUUAAUUUUUCCCCACUUAAUCUGUGGUCUUUUUAGUUAAAUUUUAGGGGUUUCAGGUUUAAAAAACUUGUAUUUGGACAGUUUAUUUUGCAUACAUUUUAGUAUCUAAUCACAUAUUCUGAUUUAAUACAAAUUUCAGGGGCCGGAGACUUAGCUCAGUGGUGUCACCACCUGCCUCGCAAGCUCAAAGUCCCAAGUUCAAUCCCUGGUACCAAAAAACAAAAACACAUUUCAGUAAUUGUUUAAUUUUAAUCUGAUAGCUAGUUGAUUAGAAGUGGUAAUGUAUCCCUCCUUGUGUCCUUUCUUUUUAUCUUAUAUUCAAUUCAGAAUGUCCAGUUGUAGCUACUGAAUGUGUCAUGGUUUUAAUCAUCAAAUGAAGGUAGAGAAAUAACCCAACCCCAACAUCCAGGACUUAUCUAGACAUGUUAAGGCUGUAAAGUAAAUGAGAAAACUAUUUUUCUAUGAUUUUAAAUAACUUUUAAAGUUAUAUAAUAUCUAUCCUUAUAUUUUAGACGUACCUACAUGUCUGAAGUUAGAUCCUAGGUUCCAAAACAUUUCACUUUUGGUAACACUUUAAAUGUAUUGCCUCUAGAAUCAGACUUCUGAGUUUAACUCCACUCUCCCCAUUAAUUAACUGUGUCCUUGGACUAGUUGCCUUGUUUAGUUUAUUUGAGGGUGGGUCUCACUAUGUUGCCUACACUGGACUUAAACACUUGGACUCAAGCAAUCCUCCUGCUUUAGCCCUCUGAGCAGCUAGGACAAUAGGUGCAUGCCAUCAUACCUGACUAGUCAACAUAUUUCAGCCUGUUGCUCAUCUAUAAAUGGGGCGAUACAACACCCGCCUUAGAGCGUGGGACAGUGAGAUUAUGUAAGGCACUUGGUGCAGUGCCUAUCACAGAGGCACUGCUCCAAUGAUAGCUAUCGUAUUAUUAAUGGUAUUACUUUUCCAUGCUGAUGUGCAUAUCCUAUUGGGCAGGUUCAGUCUUUAAGCAUUUCCAUGCUUAAAUAUUUUCUAUCAUCCCUCUGCCUGCAGUCUAGGUAUUGAGAUUAAAAGGAUCACCUGUGUGCCCUAAACGGAAGAUUUCUGAUGUCUGGUGUCUCAUGAGAUUCCUGUGCCAUUUUAGUCAGAAAUUAGAGAUCAAUAUUUGAAUCAAUUUCAGUAUUGCCUUUAUUAUUUCUUUUCUGUGUUGUCUAGCCCCCUCCCCUGCAGAUAGACUCACUUCAUCUGUAGAGGGGCUGGAAUAACCUAAGUAUUCUGUAUGGACCAUAAUAAUCUAACAUUAUUUAGAGUCUGUCACAGGCCUGAAACUAGAUGAGGAUGUCUCAAUCCUUGAUGGGUAAAAAUGAUAGCAGCAUCUCACUGGAAGGAAUUUUUUUUUCCCACUAGAAUCGUGUUGUUUAUGGACAAGUGAUACAGCUUUCUUCUGCAUAAAGAAAAUAAACUGAAUAAUAUACA
Messenger RNA from Heterocephalus glaber (naked mole-rat), 4229 nucleotides. RefSeq names its product ATPase family AAA domain containing 1 (gene Atad1). Gene Ontology annotation, biological process: extraction of mislocalized protein from mitochondrial outer membrane. The record is from RefSeq and is a predicted model, not a curated record. NCBI's taxonomy places the organism in Eukaryota, Metazoa, Chordata, Mammalia, Rodentia, Bathyergidae. Gene Ontology annotation, molecular function: ATP binding; ATP hydrolysis activity. Gene Ontology annotation, cellular component: mitochondrial outer membrane.